This is a messenger RNA of Folsomia candida, 1929 nucleotides long. RefSeq lists its product as uncharacterized. Gene Ontology annotation, molecular function: ligand-gated sodium channel activity. The transcript is spliced from 11 exons. Lineage: Eukaryota; Metazoa; Arthropoda; Collembola; Entomobryomorpha; Isotomidae. Gene Ontology annotation, biological process: sodium ion transmembrane transport. Gene Ontology annotation, cellular component: membrane. The coding region runs from base 1 to 1929 and encodes 642 amino acids. The record is from RefSeq and is a predicted model, not a curated record.
AUGGAUGUCGAGGGGGACGGGGGAAUGGAAGCUGCCCAAGGGGAGGAAAGGGGGUCUCGCCCGUUCUGCGUUUACACCCAACGAAGCUCUUAUCCCUGGCUAGUUGACAUUUUUAAACGACGUUGGCAAAAUUUCAAAAUCCGGUGGCAAAAUUUGAUGAAAUGGGAACCAGCCCAUAAAGCCGCGUGUGUCAGAAUUCUCAAAAAAGUUCCCGGUUUACGGCAAAGUGCCCAAGCUGGGAUGCAUGUUUUAGCAAGGGCCUUCUGGAUGCUCGUGUUCGUAUUGUGCGUGUUCAUUGUGUACUACAUCAUCAGAGAAGGCAUCCGGAGAACAAUGGGGCAUCCACUGACGGUUACCAUCGAAACUGAGGAAAUAAAUAUUGGUGAUGCUAAAUUCCCGCAAGUUGGAAUUAGUCCAAAUGGUGGUUUUAAGUUGAGAUAUAUGCGUCAAGCUUGGAAAAACUACUUCGAGGAAUGGGAUGGAAAAGAAGUCCGGCUUAAAGAUGGCCGUAAAUGGAGCAAAAACGAAGUUGAAGGAAUAAUGAAGGUCAUCUAUCAUACCUGUCAUCCAGGUACCACCAAUGCACACAAAAAUGGCGUUAACAUACCAGAAGAUGUAGAUGAAAUGUUUGGUGAGAACACUAAAAUCCAGGGAACUCACUUGGACAAUCCUGAAGAAGCAGGAAUGAAAUCGAAGGUUAUUCCACUCAUGAAAGAGGGAAUGAUAAACUGCGAUGAGAUCAUAAGGGGGUGCCUUUUAAAUGGGAAAAGCUAUGACUGCAAAGUUUUAUUUAAAGAACAUUUUUCGGAAUGGGGAAGCACAUGUGUUUUCAAUGGAAUUCCCACAGAGGCGACACGACGAAAUGAAACAAUUCAAUCUAAACUAGGAGGCAGCACCAAGGAAGAAAUUAAGGAAUGGGAGCAAGCCGACUUAGACGAAGAUGUUGCUAAUGUGGAAAAGAAAAAUGAUACGAAGCACCGCCCUGCGGUUCCCUGGAGGCAAAUGGCUCCUGGUAAGUCAUCCGGGUUGACCUUUGUCAUAAGGGAAAAUCUGGAGGAUAGAGCCUGCGUUCACAGUGAUGAUACUGGCUUCAUGUUGGCUGUAAAUAAUCCAAGAGAUGAGCCACAGAUCGAACGAUUUGGAACAUCAUUGCCAUAUGGGAAAGAAAUUUAUGUCUCGCUUUACCCAGAAGUCAUCCUAGCGGAAAAGGACGCCAAAGAUAUUUCCAUGGAUCGACGUGGCUGUUACUUUAGCGAUGACGAAGGUGACGCGCAUUUGGAUUUCUACAAAAAGUAUUCUAGGCAGAACUGCUUGGAGGAAUGUUUCGCCAAAGCAGUUUACGAAAAGUGCAAAUGUGCUAAGGUCUCCUCUCCAGAAGAAAUGCACAACCAAGGACUGAAAGCUGCAUGCCCAAAGUGUCGCCCGAAUUGUCGGGACACCAAAUACCGAACAUCGGUUACCUGGAGUCGAAUGACAGAAGAUCGCAUGAAUUACUACCAGAAAAUGUUCUAUGGCAAAGAUUACAGGGGCAACAGGAAUAUUUCCGUAUCAGUGGUAAAUGUUUACUUCGUGGUUGAUUCGGUACACCCAACACGAAGGAGUGCAAGGUACAGCACCUUCGAGGAAGUUGGCCUUAUCGGUGGGACCGUAUCCAUGAUCACUGGCUUGUCCUUGUUGGACGUAAUUGAGACUCUUGUACUAAUCGCGGUAAUAGUAGUGUCAAAGUAUAAGGUGUGGAAUAAUCUUGGAAGAAUGGGAGGCCCAAGCUUUAAAUGGAAACUAGCCAUCCCCAAGUGCUUUAGACGGAAUAACAGGGUGGCUCCCGAAGAAAUUGAGAUGGCUGAAAUCCCGCGACCUGUCGAAAGACAAGCGUUACCAGGCCCUCGUCGACUCCAUCCGAUGGAGAAUAUGCCUGGAUAUCUUCCAUAA